ACUUUUCACUCUUUUGUCAAUAAAAAUUCCUCAGUGCCAUUCUGACAGGACUGUUCUUGUUCUUUACAUGUAGUUUUUUUCUUUAAUUUACUUGGAGGAAAUAGUUUUAAAAUGUUUCUAAAGAGAUGGAGCAUUAUCAGUUAACAGAAUCUGCAUGAGAAGGAUGAAAAAGCUGUCACAAUAUGGACCAAAUUGCUGAUGAAGUAAAAACAGACUUCAGAGGACUCCUCCCAGAGUCGGUUCCAUCAUUACAGGCUGAAAUCCAUCAUUUCCAGCCAAGCUUCAGUGCUCAGAGCGGCAGCAAUGUGGUCGCUCCCUCCAUCACUGGCUCUUGCAUUGGCAGUGUCAACAUUAAUAUAUCCAUGAACAAAGGAAGCAAUGACUUCUCCAGAAAAUCUUCAAAUGAAGACGUUACAGGUAGCUCUGGUGUUCAGCAGAUCCAAAAUAAAAUUGCAGAGUGUCAACAGAAAGUGAAAAUGACCUUGAGGAGGAAGUUCAGUCAUUUGCAUGAGGGAAUUGGGACAGAUGCAAAUAAGAUGUCUCUCAAUCAAAUCUACACAGAGCUUUAUCUCACAGAGGGAGGAUGUGGGGAAGUUAAUAAAGAACACGAAGUGAGACAGAUUGAGAUUGUAUCAAAAAAAUGUGUAACCCAGGAGAAAUCCAUCCACUGCAACUCCUUGUUUGAACGUCAACCAGGAGAACGCCACAUAAGAACUGUUGUCACAAGGGGAGUCGCUGGUAUUGGAAAAACUGUAUUGGUCAGUAAGUUUGCUCUCGACUGGGCUGAUGGGAAGGCAAACGCAAGCAUAGAUGUUGUGUUUUCUCUGUCUUUCCGGGAGCUAAAUCUAAUGAGUAAAAAAAGCUUCAGUCUUGUGGAACUCCUCUGCGUCUUUUUCCCAGAAAUAAAAGACACAGGAAUCCUUAACUGUUCUGAAAAGAAAAUCCUUUUCAUUCUGGAUGGUCUGGAUGAGAGUCGCCUCUCUCUGGACUUUCACAGAAGUGAAAUAAUGUCAGAUGUUGCACAGCCAACAACAGUAUCUGUAAUCAUGACAAACCUGAUCAGGGGAGGUCUGCUUCCCUUGGCUCUAGUCUGGAUUACAUCCCGACCCGUUGCUUCUGCUCAAAUCCCACUUGAGUAUAUCGAUCUGUUUACUGAGGUCAGGGGAUUUAACAACUCACAGAAAGACGAGUACUUCAGGAAGAAGAUUUCAGACCAAACCACAGCAAACAGCGUGAUCGCACAUGUGAAAUCCUGUAGAAGCCUCCACAUCAUGUGUCACAUACCAGUCUUCUGUUGGAUGGCAGCGAGUGUUCUUGAGAAGAAACUGGCAAAUAAAGACACCAAAGACACGCCUAAGAGUCUGACACAGAUGUACAUCAAUUUCCUUUCCCUCUAUGUGGAGAAUAUGAAGAACAAAAUGCCUGGAAGAAGAAACUCUACCACUGACUGUGUGAGAACUAAUCUCCUGGCAUUGGGUAAACUCGCUUUCAAAGAGCUUGAAAAGGGCCACCUGAUCUUCUAUGAGCGCGACCUCAUCCUUAAUGGCAUCAAAGUGUCUCAGGCAUCCAUGUUUUCAGGAAUCUACACGCAGAUCUUCAGCCAGGAGAUUACACUGUGUGAAGAGAAGAUGUUUUGCUUUUUGCACUUGAGCAUUCAAGAAUUCUUUGCAGCGCUGUACGUCUACCUCACUUUCCACAAUGAGAAUAACAAUGUUUUGGUCAAAAAGUCAUCUGCGUCACGUCGAUUUCUGUCCAGAGAGUCAUCAGAGCUCAUCCUCUACAAAGAAGCUGUAGAAAAGGCAUUGCAGUGUGAAAAUGGGCAUUUUGACAUAUUUCUGCGCUUCCUUUUGGGUUUAUCAAUGGAGUCCAAUCAGACGCUGUUGGAGCACCUAAUGACGAGCAAUAGAACACAUCAAAGAACAAGAACUGAAGUCAUUAAACACAUAAAGGAAAGGAUAAGGGCGAGCUCAUCUCCUGACAGAUGCCUCAACCUGUUUCACUGUCUGAAUGAGCUGAAUGAUGACACUCUUGUUGGAGAAAUUCAGGACAUCUUCAACUCAGGCGUUUUGAACCAAAGUACUCUUUCACCUGCUCAGUGGGCCACUCUGAUCUUUGUAUUGCUGACCUCAGAAGAGGAGAUUAGUGUUUUUGAUCUGAGCAACUACAUGAGGUCAGAGGAGGGGCUCCUGAGACUAAUGCCUGUUGUGAAAACAGCUCAAGUGGCAAAUUUAAAGGCAUGUAACCUCACUCCAAUGUGCUGUGAAAAUCUGGCCAAUGGCAUCAGCUCAUCCCAACUCAGAGAGCUGGACCUGAGUAACAAUUGUCUCACAGAUUCAGGCCUAAAGCAACUCUCUGAUGGACUGAAAAACAGCAAACUGCAGACACUAAGACUAAGAAGCUGCGGCCUAACAGAGGACAGCGCUAUUACUUUAGCAUUUGUUAUCAGCUCCACCUGUUGUCAGCUCAAAGAACUGGAUCUUACCGACAAUGACUUUCAGGACCCAGGAGUUCGAAAGUUCUCCACUGGACUAGGAAGUUCUUUCUGCAAACUGGAGCAACUUCGUCUCUCAGGAUGCAGAGUAACAGAAGAAGGUUGCACAUUCCUGGCAUCUGCACUGAAUUCAUCCCACCUGAAAGAGCUCGACCUGAGCUACAACCAUCCAGGAAAUUCUGGCCUGAUGCUGCUUUCAACUCUGCUGGAAGACCCUCAGUGCACACUGCAGAAACUUUGUGUGGAGCAAUGUGGGGAAUCCAGGAUCCAACCUGGUCCCAAGAAAUACCUGAAGACACUGAUGCUGGACCCAGACACGGCACACAGGGAUAUUUCUCUUUCCAAUGGAAACCAAAAAGCAACACGUUGGAUCAAGCAGUCGUAUCCCGAUCACCCAGACAGGUUUGAUUUCAGGGCUCAGGUGUUGUGCAAGGAGGGACUGACUGGGCGCUGCUACUGGGAGGUAGAGUGGGUCGGGAGGGUCUGCAUCGCUGUGGCCUACAGACGGAUAUCCAGGAAAGGGGAGAGUCCAGACUGCUGGUUAGGCCACAACCACGUCUCCUGGGGCUUGAACUGCCAUAAAGACGGCUACAGGAUUCUGCAUGGGGACAUGAAUGAUGUGGUGCCUGUGACAGUCAACUCCAAUAAAGUAGGAGUUUACCUGGAUUGGACGGCAGGGGCACUUUCAUUUUUUAGGGUCUCCUGUGGUGACCUAACUCUCCUCCAUACCUUCUACACCACCUUCACUGAACCCGUCUAUCCGGGGUUCCACCUUGGCUGGGUGGACUCUACUGUCCUUUUACGCUAAACCAGGAUCUUUCCUGAGAAAUCUCCCGUUCUGGGAAAACCAGGCUCUGCAGCUCCUACCUGAACCAAGUGCGCUGACUGUUUUAUGCUGUAGAGCAGGCAUCCCCAACCACGGUCCUCGAGGCCCGCUGUCCUGCAGGUUUCAGAGGUUUCCUUGCUCCA
Messenger RNA from Cyprinodon variegatus (sheepshead minnow), 3460 nucleotides. Its product is annotated as NACHT, LRR and PYD domains-containing protein 3-like. The record is from RefSeq and is a predicted model, not a curated record. The coding region runs from base 183 to 3299 and encodes 1038 amino acids. Gene Ontology annotation, molecular function: protein binding. NCBI's taxonomy places the organism in Eukaryota, Metazoa, Chordata, Actinopteri, Cyprinodontiformes, Cyprinodontidae. The transcript is spliced from 9 exons.